UGAAUCAGGCAGAAGAGGAGCGCUUUCAGCUGCAGAGGAGGAGCGCUGAGCUCUCAGCCACUGUCUCCUCCACGCUGGCCUCCUACACCUCCCUGGAGCAGACCCUCGCCUCCCAGACCAGCAAGUAUGCAGCAGUCUGUGUUUGAUGCGCAGCAAGCUUCAGAGAGAGCGAACCGUGUGGAGGAAGCGCUGGAGACUUCCAGGAAGCAGCUGGAGGGACUAUGAGGACGCUCUGUCGCAGAGAGAAUCCCUGAUUAAAGAGCUGCACGCUGAAGCUGAGAUGCAUCACCACCAGCUCGGUCUGCUCACUCAACUGCAGUCUGAACUGUGCAGUGCCAGAGAAAUGAGCGAGUUCUUGCAGGCGGAAAACGACCUGGCUCGGGAUCAGACGGAGGAGAGUGAGAGACUGCUGCGGGGCCACGUACAGAGCCUGAGAGAGAGAGACUCGGAGUGUGAGGACCUCAGACUAGCGCUGGAGCAGCUCAGGCUGGAGAAGGACUCUCUUCAGGAGGAGCUGGACAGCACACGAGACAAAGCGCGCAGCAUGCUGCUGGAACAAGGAGAGCAGAUGGCUCAGGCGUCGAAUGAUCUCGUGCUCCUCAACCACAGAGUCUGCCGUCUCACCGGCGUCUUGAAGGAAUCCCUAGCCUCCGAGGAGUCCGAGAGCUCUGAUAAGACAUCGCAGCCUCUCAGACAUCCCUCCAGCUCUUUUGUGGGUUCUGUGAUGGUGGCCAUGAUGAAGACGGCGUCUCCUGAGGGUUCAGAGGAGCAACAAGAAGGCAUCGUCAGUGAAACCAGCGCUUUUACUCGAAUACCACCAUCCACACACACAGAAGGGAGAGAGGAGAGACGGAGCCGUAUGGUGGAUCUGUUGUGUGAUUUAGGUGAGAGCGUCUCAGAUCUCCAGCUGAGGGUCCAGAGAGACGCGGAGCAGCAGACCGUAUGUGGCCUGCAGGAGGCGCUGCAGGAGGAGUCCGAAAGACGCAGGCAGCACGUGUCAGAGCUGAGGCAGACUGUGGAGCGGCUGCAGGCGCAGGUGGAGAAGGAUGCUGCGGUCCUGCUGCAGAAAGCUCAGGAAGAGAGAAACCUGAGGAAACUGUGCAGGGAGCUGGAGGAGAAUAUGGAGGCGGCACACAAACACAGAGCAGAGAACAGUGAGUUGCGUCGUGAGGUUGCUGAUCUGCGGCGGCUGGAGCAGCAGGCACAGGUGGAGGCUCAGGUCUUGAGGGAGGAGCUUAACCGAACAGGUGUCCAAUCAGCAGCCAGCGCCAAAGCGUUAGAUGAAAGAAUCCAACUGCUCAGAGAGGUUGAGAAGCUCAAGGCCAAUUUAAUGGAAACAGAGGAAAAUCGUGCCAAGGUCUUGGAGAGGGCAAAACGACAUCAAAGGGUCCAUGCCAUGAACCAGAGUAAACUGGAGCGAGAGCUACAUCUGCUUGAUGAAAUGAUUGAAACCGUCAGACAGACACUGUCCUCGAUUCCCGAUCGUGUCAAGAGCUGUCCUGAACUGCAGAAGCUCGUGGAAUUUAUUGGAUGAGUUGCUGGAAAUUAGUUUAGUUUUUAAACAUUAAGUGUCUUUCAUUUGAACUAAACUAAAUACCUUCGUGGGCCAAUCAGUUCAUUUUGUAACAGUGUUUUUUUUUUAAUUCAUUUUGUAAGUGAUUAGUGUAUGAACAAUGUUUAAUAAAUGUUAUUGUGUUAAAUUAAAGGUCUGUAUUAGGACAGCA
Cyprinus carpio (common carp) is the source of this 1724-nucleotide messenger RNA. RefSeq names its product protein Hook homolog 2-like. The coding region runs from base 146 to 1534 and encodes 462 amino acids. NCBI's taxonomy places the organism in Eukaryota, Metazoa, Chordata, Actinopteri, Cypriniformes, Cyprinidae. The transcript is spliced from 13 exons. The record is from RefSeq and is a predicted model, not a curated record. Gene Ontology annotation, biological process: regulation of attachment of spindle microtubules to kinetochore; cell division.